AUGGUUCUCGCUGACGAGGUCGGUAAGAACGGCGCAGCGAACGGCGCGACAAACGGCGCAGCAAAGGCUGCUGCUGUUGUUGUGGAGGAGAAGAUCGGCGAAGGGUCGAAAGGCGUGGAGGAGCUUACAGUGGAGGAUCGCCCGUGGUUCGAGAAGGCUCGGGCUAGCAAUGUGCAGGUGUCCGUGGCGCCAGGCGGACGGUGGAACCACUUCAAGACGUACUCCGUCAUCCAGCGCACCUUCGAGAUUUGGAGCUUCGUUAUUGUCUUCCUCGUCAAGGCGUGGCUGAUCAACCGCCCCUGGAUGUACCGCGGCGGAGUCACGGACGCGAAGAAGGGCGAGCGGCGGCGGGAGCUCGCGCGGUGGCUCAAGGAGGGGCUGCUGCGGCUGGGCCCCACCUUCAUCAAGAUCGGCCAGCAGUUCUCCACCCGCUCGGACCUAUUGGCUCAGGAAUACAUUGCGGAACUCUCAGAACUGCAGGACCAAGUGCCACCGUUCGAGUCGGACACGGCUCUAGCCAUAGUGGAAUCGGAGCUGGGCAAGCCCAUCUACGAGGUGUUCGAGCGGUUCGACCGCGACCCCAUCGCAGCGGCCAGCCUGGGGCAGGUGCACCGCGCGCGGCUGCAGGGCAGGGAGGUGGUGGUGAAGGUGCAGCGGCCGGGGCUCAAGGACCUGUUUGACAUCGACCUCAAGAACCUCCGCGUGCUCGCCGUGAACCUGCAGAAGAUCGAUCCAAAGUCGGAUGGGGCUAAGCGCGACUGGGUGGCCAUCUAUGACGAGUGCGCGUCCGUGCUUUACGAGGAAAUCGACUACAUGAAGGAGGGCAAGAAUGCUGAUAGGUUCCGGGAGAACUUUAAAGACAUGGACUAUGUGAAGGUGCCCAAGAUAUACUGGCAGUACACCACGUCGCAGAUGCUGGUGAUGGAAUACACGCCUGGCAUCAAGAUCAACCGGAUCGACGCACUGGAUAAGCUGCAGGUCGACAGGAAGAGGCUGGCUCGCUACUGUGUGGAGUCGUACCUGGAGCAGAUCCUCACCCACGGAUUCUUCCAUGCCGACCCGCAUCCUGGCAACAUUGCAGUGGAUGAUGUCAAUGGUGGCCGACUCAUCUUCUAUGAUUUCGGCAUGAUGGGAAGCAUCCCCUCUGACAUCCGAGAGGGCCUGGUGGAGGCGUUCUACGGGGUGUAUGAGAAGGACCCAGACAAGGUGUUGGACGCCAUGGUGCAGAUGGGCGUGCUCGUGCCCACCGGCGACCGCACGGCUGUGCGGCGCACGGCGCAGUUCUUCCUCAACUCGUUUGAGGAGCGCCUGGCACAGCAGCAGGCGGAGGCCAAGGCGAGUGCGCCUAUGACCAAGGAGGAAGCCCUGGCGAAACGCAAGAUGCGGCUCUCUGCCAUUGGAGAGGACCUGUUGGCCAUUGCAGCUGACCAGCCCUUCCGAUUCCCAGCCACAUUCACGUUUGUGGUGCGCGCCUUCUCAGUGCUGGACGGCAUUGGCAAGGGGCUGGACGCCAAGUUUGACAUCUCUGAGAUCGCCAAGCCCUAUGCACUCGAGCUGCUUCGCUUCAGGGAGGUCGGCUCCGAGAUUUUCUUCAAGGAGCUGAGGAAGCGGUGGGACCGCCAGUCGCAGGCCUUCCGGAACCUACUCAGGCAACCCAGCCGUGUGGAAAAGCUUGCUGACGUCAUCCUGAGACUGGAGCAAGGCGACUUGAAGCUGCGAGUGCGGACACUGGAGAACGAGAGGGCGUUCAAGAGAGUGGCGACCAUGCAAAACACCAUCGGCAGCGCCAUAGCAGCAGCCACCCUGAUGAAUGUGGCUUCAGCCAUGCACAUUGCCGCCCGGAAAACACCUGCUACUUUGCUCCUGGUGGCCAGUGCUGUGUUUGGCCUGCGUGUGCUGAUUGGCCUCAUGCAAGUGAAGAAGCUGGACGAGCAGGAGAAGCUUAUUAUGGCCGGAGGGGCCCAGGAGCUGGCCAUCGACGGCACGCCGCGCGCCGAGAUCGCGGAGCUGGGUCACUGGGCGCUCGACAAGAUGACGCGAGCGUACAUCACCGUCAUUCCGGUGGGGGUGGUGAUGAAGAAGGCCGGUUACUCUGGUUACAAGCAGGACUACUUCUUGGGCCGGAGCAGGGUGGAGCCCUCCGAUAAGCUCUUGAAGCUCCUCGCAAAGCACAUCUUCCCCGGCGUCGACGACAUGCUGAAGACGGCGGAAGGGAAGGCUGCCGAGGGGUCCGACGCCGACAAAGCCGCGGUGCACUUCUGGCGCACACUCCAGAUGCUGCGCCGCAUCGUCGCCGAGGACCUAGCGGUGAAGCUGGUCCGCACACCAUGGCACCCGUACGUCCAAGGCUCCCUGCUCUGCCGGAUCCCCCUCUUCCAGCACUGGGCGAAACGGGUCGAGAGGGUCGACACCGAGACGAUCAACAAGCGUCGGGACCCGACCCAAAUUCAGGCAGAGGAAAUCUCUGUCCGCAUGGACACCGAGUACUACAACAUAUCCCUCAAGGCGAAGCUGACGAAGGAGAUGGAGCGUGCCGCGAACGAGAAGAUUGAUUUCCUGGAGGAGCUCGAGAAGCGCGACGACACCAUCGCGUCUCUCACCGCCGAGAUAACCCGUCUCACCGAGGCACUCCGUGUGUCAGAAGCACGGAGAGUGCCGGAGGCCCCGCCGUGUGCUACCGCGCAAGCUCCCAGCGAGGGUGGCUCGGCGGAGCAGAGGGGAGCAGAGGGGAGCAGAGGGGAGCAGAGGGGAGCAGAGCAGAGCAGAGCGGAGCAGAGGGGAGCAGAGGGGAGCAGAGCGGAGCAGAGUGGAGCAGAGCGGCGGCUGAUGGGCAUAGCACCUGACGGUUACAUGCGGGGCACCUGA
Closterium sp. Naga37s-1 is the source of this 2865-nucleotide messenger RNA. The record is from the annotation of a GenBank genome assembly. NCBI's taxonomy places the organism in Eukaryota, Viridiplantae, Streptophyta, Zygnematophyceae, Desmidiales, Closteriaceae.